Molecule: messenger RNA, 1113 nt
Organism: Mustela erminea (ermine)
Lineage: Eukaryota; Metazoa; Chordata; Mammalia; Carnivora; Mustelidae
Product: olfactory receptor 7C1-like
Exons: 2
Coding region: 151-1113 (320 amino acids)
Biological process (GO): G protein-coupled receptor signaling pathway
Cellular component (GO): membrane
Molecular function (GO): olfactory receptor activity; G protein-coupled receptor activity
Source: RefSeq, a predicted model, not a curated record
AUGAUUCACACUCUAAGUAACCAGGCUAUAAAGGACAUAACUGCUUUGGAGCUAGGACUACAUUUCUAGAAGGUAGUGGCAACAGAGGGAAGGAUGGAAGCAUUUCAAAUUCCCCAAUUAUAACAGGGUACUGCUAGUUAUUUCAUCCACAUGGAACCAGGAAAUCAAACACAUGCUUCAGAAUUUCUCCUCCUGGGGUUUUCAGUGACGUCAGAGAUUCAGUUCAUGCUUUUUGGGCUGUUCCUGUCCAUAUACUUGGUCGCAUUCAUGGGGAACCUGCUCAUCUUCCUAGCCAUCUGCUCAGACUCCCACCUCCACAUGCCCAUGUACUUCUUCCUCUCCAACCUGUCAUUUGCUGACAUCUGUUUCACCUCCACGACCAUCCCCAAGAUGCUGCUGAACAUCCAGACUCAAAGAAAAACCAUAACAUAUGAAGGAUGCCUCAGCCAGAUAUUCUUUUUCAUUGUAUUUGGAUGCCUGGACAAUUUACUCCUGACUGUGAUGGCCUAUGACCGCUUUGUGGCCAUCUGUCACCCCCUGCACUACUCAGUCAUCAUGAACCCCCAGUUCUGUGGGCUGUUGGCCCUGGGGUCCUGGUGCAUCAGUGUCAUGGGCUCCCUGCUCGAGACCUUGACCCUUUUGAGGCUGUCCUUCUGCACAAAAAUGGAAAUUCCACACUUUUUUUGUGAUCUUCCUGAAAUCCUGAAGCUUUCCUGUUCUGACACCCUCAUCAAUAACAUAGUGGUGUAUUCUGCAACUGGCCUUCUGGCCGUGAUUCCUUUCCAUGCAAUACUGUUGUCUUACUAUCAAAUUAUUUCCUCCAUACUCAGCAUCUCCUCAGCUGCAGGGAAGCACAAAGCCUUUUCCACGUGUGGGUCUCACCUCUCCAUGGUCUCCUUGUUCUAUGGCACGGGCCUUGGUGUCUACCUCAGUUCUGCAGCAACUUCUUCCUCCAGGAUGAGUCUGGUGGCCUCGGUGAUGUAUACCAUUGUCACCCCCAUGAUGAACCCCUUCAUCUACAGCUUGAGGAACAGGGACAUGAAGAGAGCCUUGAGCAGGCUACUCAUCAGGAUGGUGCCACUCAGUGUCAGGACCAUUAUAGGACUCUCCUGA